Messenger RNA from Funneliformis geosporum, 426 nucleotides. The record is from the annotation of a GenBank genome assembly. NCBI's taxonomy places the organism in Eukaryota, Fungi, Glomeromycota, Glomeromycetes, Glomerales, Glomeraceae.
AUGCUCAAAGAAACUAGAAAAGCACAAAAAUCAUUAGAUACUAAUGUCGGUCACUGGAGUAAAGAGGAGGAUGAAAAAUUAAAAAGAUUGAUUAAAGACUUCGGCGCUAAACGGUGGCGCAUCAUUGCCUCGAAAAUGGGUACUCGUGAUGCCAAGCAAUGUAGAGAAAGAUUUUGUGGACAUCUCGAAAAAAGCAUUAACAAAAACCCGUUAUCGUCAUUUGAAGAUGAAAUGGUUGUCCGUUAUCGUGAAAGUAACCAUGGUUGGGCAGAGAUUGCAAAGCUUCUCGGUAACAAUAGAACGCCAAAUCAAAUUAAAAAUAAUUACAACCAGCGCUUGUCAAAAGGAUCAAAACCUUCGUCACUUAACCUAUCUAGUCAAAUUUCAAGAAAUGUCGUUUGCAUCGAUGCUUCUAUAUCUAGGUAA